Aphanomyces astaci is the source of this 910-nucleotide messenger RNA. RefSeq lists its product as hypothetical. Gene Ontology annotation, biological process: vesicle-mediated transport; vesicle fusion; intracellular protein transport. The transcript has a single exon. Gene Ontology annotation, molecular function: SNAP receptor activity; SNARE binding. The record is from RefSeq and is a predicted model, not a curated record. NCBI's taxonomy places the organism in Eukaryota, Oomycota, Saprolegniomycetes, Saprolegniales, Verrucalvaceae. Bases 1 to 801 code for a protein of 266 amino acids. Gene Ontology annotation, cellular component: SNARE complex; endomembrane system; membrane.
AUGGGGACUACUUUGAUCUCGAUUCCAUUCCUGGCUUCUCUGCCAAGCAAGCACAAGUCCGACAAGUCGCCCGCUGCGAUGAGCUUUGCUGACUUCGCAGCCAAUGCACCUGCCCUUCCAGGGACGACGUCGUCGAAUGUACCGGCUGUCUCGGCAUCGUUGUCUACCAAAAACAUCCCCCUCUUGGACAAGCUGAGCUUGAAACUGGAGCAAUAUCAGAGGCAGGUCGGUGCCGUGCGGCGGCAGGCGCAGAACGCACCUACCUCCAUGGAAGGCCAACAGGACUUGGAAGAUCGCAUAAAGUUUGCAUGCAUGCUGCAGGACGAGAUCGCCAGGUUGUUGCCCCAGCUCCCUCGGUCGCCUGCCAUGGAAGUGAGUCGGCGAAAACUGCUCAAGGACUUUGAGCGCAUCUCAAACCAGUUAGAAUCAUCGGUCCAGGAUGCAGCGAAUGCGCAAGUGAAGCAAUCUGAAGCCAUGCGGCACGAAGUCGAACGCGGGGAUGCAUCAUCCAGCCUCCAUGCGACCGUGAAUGGCCAAGUGAUUGAGUUCAAGCAGUUGGACAAUGAAAUUGCACACAAUGAAGCGCUGAUUGAAGAGCGGGCCAAGGACAUCGACCGUAUCCACAAGAGCGUGGCGCAAGUGAACGAGAUCUUCCGCGACCUCGCGGCCAUUGUUGGGGACCAACAAGGUGCCAUCGAUGACAUUGAGAGCCACAUCGAUGAGUCCCUCGCCCAAACCCAGCAAGGGCUGGCAGAAGUCAAGAAAGCAGCCGCGAACCAAAGCAGCUGCCUUAUUAUGUAGAAGGAGUUGGAUCUGCGUAACACGUGCGAAUAAUUUAUGAUCACAACAUGGCUCUACACCGCAUGACUUCGUCCAUGUGCAAUGUAUUCCAUGACCGAUACGAAGCGGA